AGAAUGAGGAAGAUUGGUAAAGGAACGUAGUCGGCAACGUAACCCAGGAACAUCCGAUAGAAAAGAAGCCAAAAAUACUAACAUUAGAAACGUAAAAGACACAAUAAAAGACAAAAAUGCCUGCAGUAAUUUCGAAAUUCCUUGAAAAGGGAGAGCAUACCUUCCAAGCCAAUAAAAGCGUAUUCUCAGGAGCUGUGCUAGCCGUAGCUCUAUGCACCUACGCUUAUAAAAUAGGUUAUCCCUUUGUGGACUCCCUAAUCCACAAACCCAGCAAAGAGGAAGACAUCCAAGUCACCGUAAACAACAACCACAUAGUGUCCAAAAAUGGAAUGGUUAAAAACGGCGUGGUCAAGGGAAAAAACGGUUUACUUAACGGAAAAGUCAAAUCCAAACAAUUAAAAGGCCGAAUCAAAAACGGUAUACCGAAUUUCAAUUUAGCCUUUAUAUUGCAAUUUAUCAAAUUAGUUAGAAUAAUGAUACCGAACGUUUUUUGUAAUGAAGUGGCUCUGUUGAGCGGACACACUAUGUUCUUGUUUUUGAGGACUUUUUUGAGUAUAUACGUAGCGAAUUUGGAAGGGGCGAUAGUUAAGUAUAUUGUGAUGAAGCAGCCCAAGAGUUUUAUAAGGCAGCUGAUGAAAUGGUUCGCUGUUGCUAUCCCAGCUACUUUUAUCAACAGCAUGAUUAAAUACUUAGAAAGCAGGAUAGCUCUAAGUUUUCGCACACGUCUGGUGGAUCAUUCGUACAAGCUCUACUUUAAGAACCAAAGUUACUACAGAGUGACAGUUCUCGACGGUAGACUAGACAAUUGCUCGCAACGCCUUACGGAUGACAUUGAAACGGUAGCCAACACCGUUUCCCGUCUUUACAGCCAAAUAACAAAACCAUGUUUCGAUAUACUUCUGAUGGCGCUAGCAUUAGGAAAUUUAGUGAAAUCUCGGAAUUCGAACCUCAUCAUUGGACCUGUGAUCAUAUCCGGUGUUGUACUCUUUUCAGCUUUAGUUUUAAGAUUAGUUUCUCCAAAAUUCGGCCAACUCGUAGCUCAGGAGGCCGAAAAGAAGGGCUAUCUUCGUCACGUUCACGGUAGAAUCGUGAGCAACGCUGAAGAGAUCGCUUUCUAUGGAGGUCACAAAGUCGAACAAAGCCAGUUAAGGCAGGCGUACGCUUAUUUAGCUAAACACAUGGAACACAUGUUCGGAGUAAAAUUAUGGUUCAUUAUGUUGGAGCAGUUUUUGAUGAAAUACGUUUGGUCUGGAGCAGGUAUCAUAGUAGUAUCCCUACCGAUCCUCCUAGCCACCAGUAACAGGCGGAAAGUAAACAAUAAAAGCCUUCUAUCAAUUCCCGAUCUAACGUCAAAAAACAAUCCAGAAAUUGACGACUCAUCCGAUGACCUUGUCGAAGACAGUGUUUCGGAAAGAACCCACUACUUCACCACCUCCAAAAACCUACUCAUCACCGGCUCGGAUGCUGUUGAACGGCUCAUGAGCAGCUACAAGAACAUCGUUGAAUUAGCUGGGCAUACAGCUCGUGUGGCAAAUAUGUUUGAGGUGUUAGAAGAGGCUAGCAAAGGGAUUUACCAUAAAACUCUCGUCGCCAAGAACAAGUCUGUAGGAUUUGAGAUUGAGUUUAACGGGGACCAACCAAUGGCUAAAGGAAAAAUUAUUCAUUCGACGACUAACGAAAUUGUAUUGACGAAUGUUCCUAUCGUAACCCCUAAUUGUGACAUAGUGUGUCCGUCAUUAAGCAUCGAACUGAAACCUGGACAGCAUUUACUAAUUACGGGUCCGAAUGGCUGUGGAAAAUCGAGUUUGUUCAGGAUAUUAAGCGGACUGUGGCCUAUUUACGGUGGAGAACUCUACACGCCUAUGAAUUCUAUGUUUUAUAUUCCUCAACGGCCAUACAUGGUUAUUGGUAAUUUACGAGAUCAAGUAAUUUAUCCCGAUACGCACGCAGACAUGAUCAAGAAAGGCAUUACCGAAGACAAUUUACUGAAAAUAAUGACGAUGGUCCAUUUGGACCAUAUCGUAGAAAGGGAUGGCUUCUAUGAAGCUAAAGAUUGGACGGACAUCUUGUCUGGUGGCGAGAAACAGAGAAUGGCGAUCGCUAGGUUGUUCUAUCAUAAACCUAAAUACGCUCUUUUAGACGAAUGUACCUCAGCUGUUUCCAUCGACGUGGAAAGUUUUAUUUAUCAAAGUGCUAUUGACAUGGGCAUAACUUUACUUACCAUUACCCAUAGACCUACACUUUGGAAAUUCCACACUCAUAUACUACAAUUCGACGGGACGGGUUCAUGGGAAUUCAGCGAACUCAACCACACUAGUCGCUUAAGUUUGAAGAAAGAGAAAGAAGAACUACUCAAAACGACCAACAAUGAAGAGCAAAAGAAAAGACUGGACGAAAUAAACAGAUUACUCGCGGAGGACGAAUAAUGUUUUGUUACCUAUUAAAAUUUCCUGGUGAUAGUGCUGUGAUAAUUCCAAACAAGCUAACAAAAGAUAUAGAAAUAAAAAAUGUGAUUUUGGACGAGUAGUUACCUACUAACAUUUCGACAAGCCCAGUGAUAUUUUGAUUUGAUGAUUUUAGAUUGCUUUGGAACCGGUUUGAAUAAUAUUUGUUUUAACUACAGAAGAAAAUUACAAUGUUUCGGCAUAAAGAAAACAGCAAAUAAAAUAAUCCGUGAACAAAAGUGUUAGUACUACUACCAAAAUCAUACUGAUUAGAUAAUAGACUUUUUAUUAACACUAUUUUAGUAAUUUUUUUGGCGUUUGUUUUUGCAUUACUUUUAGUCUGUGAAAUCGUUUUACACAAAAUACCAUUUUAUUGUUGUAAAAUAUUUGAAACAAUUUUUAAAAGUAAUAUAUUGGGUACAUUUUAUUGAGAUUAUUAUAGUAGUGGUUUAAAAAUUGCAAGAAAUCAACUGUCAUAUUGGUGAUUCAAAUUAUCCAAUGUAAAAGAACCUAGAAACCUUGACAUAAGAAGAAAAACUGACAAAACUACAUCUAGUGUAUGGAGUGUAGAGGUAAGAAGUACUAUCUCUGUAUACAAAAAGUGUCCCUCAAUAUGUAUAAAAUUAAGAUGGCGCUUCUGCACCAGAGGGACACCGACAUAUGCUCGAAGCGUAUUGCCUAAAAACUGCAUCAUGAAAAACCAUCGUGAAAAGCGACUAAGCCUAUAAUGGUAGAAAAAAUUGAUAGACGACAAUAGUGCUUUUCGUAGUUCGAUUUAUAUAUGGGUGAGCUAUCUAUAUCAUUAUGUAUCAUUUCAUCUUUCCCUUCUAGUACACGAGCGCUAUCUUAAUUUUAUACAUUUUGGGGGACACUUUUUGAGAUAAACAACCGUAUGAGAUUGUACUCCUUUCCUCAACACUCCAUACUCUAGUGCAUAAUC
Psylliodes chrysocephalus is the source of this 3384-nucleotide messenger RNA. Lineage: Eukaryota; Metazoa; Arthropoda; Insecta; Coleoptera; Chrysomelidae. The record is from the annotation of a GenBank genome assembly.